ACACUGCACAAGGCAUGUUUCAAUUGUUAAUCCGCAGUCACACUGGUCGCGUCGUUUGGAGAAAUCGUGAAAGGAUAUGUCUCCGUGUUUAGCUAAAUAAAAUACAUAAAAAAUAUGUGCAGUCCUGAGAAGCAUAGCCAUUGAGCGUAGACUAGUGGAGCAGCUCAUGCUGCGGCAGAAACAACAAAUUUACAACCAAACGCUGUAAAGUUUGUCGCGCAUAAGCGGAAUAAACAUAUAAUAAUAGACCAGCUACCAACACAAACAAACACACACGGCCCGAAGUUCGUUGGCGUUGAAAAGGAAAAAUAACUAAAAAAAAAAGAAAGAAAGGAAAAUAACAGUGCAAUAGAUUCGGUUUACAUUGUGCAAAAAAUCGAAGUAGCCCCUGCCAACAGGGUCGCUAAAAAUAAAGACGGCGACAGCCUCUGUUUAUCGCUGGGAAUAAACAAAUAUAUGGCCAACGGAGGAGAAUCAUAACAAAGGCGCAAGACUAGCCAGCAUAAAAGACAAAGGAGCUCCCUGCUCCCGCCCCCACCCCUUUUUGGGGUUGAAAACCCCCCUUUGCAUUGCGGAGCAGCAUCGCACCGACUAUGAGAUACCCUGCAAUCUAGCUUAUAGUGCUAUAGCGAGUUACGAACGAAAUGCCUUGCGACAACGCCAAAACCUCUUCGGAUAUCGAGCAUGUGGAUUGGAAUUCCGGCCAGCACUAUGCAAAUGUCAGAUUCGGUUCGGGCAGCAGCCAGGCAUCGCAGAACAGCGGCGACAUCUGCCGCAUCUGCCACUGCGAGAGUGAUCCGCAGAACCCGCUGCUCACGCCGUGCUACUGCUCCGGAAGUCUGAAGUACGUGCACCAGGCCUGCUUGCAGCAGUGGCUCACCGCCUCCGAGACCAACUCCUGCGAGCUCUGCAAGUUCCCCUUCAUCAUGCACACCAAGAUCAAGCCCUUCAACGAGUGGCGCAGCCUUGACAUCUCCGGCAUUGAAAGGCGGCGGCUGUGCUGCUCCGUGCUGUUCCACUGUGCCGCUGCCUUGUGCGUCAUCUGGUCCCUGUGUGUGCUCAUCGAGCGGGCCGCCGACGAUGUCCAGCGUGGCAUAAUAGACUGGCCGUUCUGGACAAAGCUAGCCGUCGUUACUGUGGGCCUUACCGGCGGAAUAGUCUUCAUGUAUAUCCAGUGCAAGGCAUAUCUUCACCUCUGCCACCGUUGGAAAGCACGCAACAGAAUUCUACUGAUUCAGAAUGCGCCGGAAAAGAUACAUCCUGUUUCCCCUCCAUCCCCGGUAGCCGCCCAUCAUCAGCACUUUAGUGAGCCACUGGCACAUGCCGGUUCGACGAGUGGAGCUGUGGAAAUCAAUGCAAGUGGUGCGGCCGGAGGAUACUGUGGCCACGAGGCGAGCUGUGCAUCUAUGGAUAAUGGAGGCGGCGGUGCUGAAAUGGGUCUACAUCAGCAAAUGCAGCGCCUCCUAAACGCCUCGCCACAUCAUAUGAUCCAAAUGGCCGCCGAGCUAGAGGUGCCACACAGCAGCAGCAGUGCCUGCACGCAGACAGAGGACGGACAUGGCCACCAGCGGCACCAGCAGAUGCAGCAGAGCGGUCAGCAAUUGGGCCAAGUGGCGGUGGCCGCCAACAUCGAGUGCUCGCAGUCCCAGCACAAUUACGAUCGCGACUGGGCGCUCGAUGAUGUUGUCUCGCAGAUCUCCUCAUUCCGGCCCUGCCCUCAGGGAUCGGGCAGCAUGACGCCCUUCCACGACUCCAUACACAACGUGCUGGAGCACUCGGAAGGUUCUAGUCGCGGCUCUGCUACGGAUCUCUGCGCCGGAUCACGGCAGGAUCUCAGUGCCAGCGGCAUUUCCACGGAUACGGGUCGCGAGCACGCUCUGCAGUUAAGUAGCUUUAGUGGCAGUGGCGAACACAAGGCGCCCUCGAUCAGUUCCGGAGUAUCUCAUGCUGUAGCCAACGGGCUCGGCGGAUUUGUUUACAAGCCGCACCAGACAAAGCGCUACUCCAACUCGUCCAUCUUUUUGGAGAACCGCGAUGUGCUGAGCGAUCAGACCAGCGUGGGUCCCGAUACUGCCGUACAUCCUUACGAUUACAGCACGCCGCCAAAGAUCGACUACCGUCACUCUGGUAUAAUGGGCGUGGAUUUGCCCAUUGGUUGCUGCACCACUGAUUGCUUAGGUGGUCAGCAGACGAAGGAAGAAAUUCGUCGCUACUCGGAUCCCAAGCUAAGUCCCGGCGAAGCGGAUACCGUGCUGGAUAUCGAUCUGCCCACAUCGCCACUAUCACCACCUGCCGCUUAUGCCAGCCAGCAAAAGCAGCGGGAUUCCCGUCAGCAUCCCCAUCCGCUUGUGAUCUCCUCCUCCUUUGACCGUGGAGUGGACGGGGUCAGUAGCAGCAAGAGCAGCAGGGCUUACGGUCCCUCGGACGCCCAGGUGGAUCGAUCACGGCUCAGUUUCAAGUCGUUGCCAAAUCUCAGCAGCAGCUGCGAAAGUCUCCUCCAGAAGUGAAUGGAAAAUCCUGCCCAACUGGUCUGAUGUGAUUCACUAUGAUCUGCGCGCUCUUUCUCCCCAACAGGCUCUGCUCUCAAGUAUUCACCGCUGGUCGACGGAGACCCCAAGAUCUACAUAGAAAGUAAAAUCGAAAUACUAUUUUUUAUACCGCACACCAAGGGGCUUCAAAAGCCAGAUCGUGGCCAGCGGCCCAGCAAUCCCUAUGUUCUCCACUUUAUAUAGCAAAACCCAUAAACAAUUUGAGACUGCAAUGAUUAAAACGAAACACAAAAAAGAUAACUUAAAAGAAAUGAAUAUUGUAACAUUUAGAACCAGGCAGUUUGAGUAUAUUGAUUUAGUGGCUAAAUCGAUGUAUAAUUUAUCCUGUAUUCGUGUACUGCUAUUAUUAUCCAGCCUCUUCGAUCCCAUACAUACAUAUAUGUAUGCCCACUAAGUUGUCCAUGCCAAAAAGCCCAGAAACCAACCAGAGACAGUAAUUAUUUAGUCCAUGUGUAGGAUGUGUUUUGUUUCUUAACUUCUAAGUCAAAUGAAAUUUUAAAAAAUUGAUCUGUGAUUAAGCGUCAUUGAAUAUACAUACAUAACGUGCAUAAAUGCAAGCAAAAAAAAAACAUUGACAGCAGCCGCAGCAGUAGAAAAUGCAGAAGAAAAUAUAAAAUACAUUUUUACUUAACAUCAAAUAAGAAAAAACCAACAACAGCAACAUGACAACCACUAAAAGCUUUUUCGCGGUUAACAGCGAAAGCUCCACGGAGCCGAGAAUACUGAGAUAUAUCCGUAUCUCAAAACCCAGCUGAGAAAUAUGAAUGAAAGCCGUUUUAGAUAUAGAUAUAGAAUUAACAGUAAAUACUUAUGAUCGCUACAAGUUACGAGCAUAAAACAACCAAUAUGAAAUCAGAAUGGGCAACUAAAUUUUUUAUUAUGUAUUAAAUAUUUAAAUAAAUAUGUGCAAACAAUUGAUUAAAUU
This is a messenger RNA of Drosophila erecta, 3474 nucleotides long. RefSeq lists its product as uncharacterized. Lineage: Eukaryota; Metazoa; Arthropoda; Insecta; Diptera; Drosophilidae. The transcript is spliced from 6 exons. The record is from RefSeq and is a predicted model, not a curated record. Bases 645 to 2507 code for a protein of 620 amino acids. Gene Ontology annotation, molecular function: zinc ion binding; ubiquitin protein ligase activity; MHC protein binding. Gene Ontology annotation, biological process: immune response; antigen processing and presentation of peptide antigen via MHC class II; protein polyubiquitination. Gene Ontology annotation, cellular component: early endosome membrane; cytoplasm; lysosome.